Messenger RNA from Emiliania huxleyi CCMP1516, 819 nucleotides. RefSeq lists its product as hypothetical. NCBI's taxonomy places the organism in Eukaryota, Haptophyta, Isochrysidales, Noelaerhabdaceae. The record is from RefSeq and is a predicted model, not a curated record. The transcript is spliced from 5 exons. Gene Ontology annotation, biological process: protein autoprocessing. The coding region runs from base 1 to 819 and encodes 272 amino acids.
AUGGCAAUGUUUGUUUCCCUCGCCGCCGCCGCCCUCGCCCCCGUCGCCGCCGCCACCCCAACCGCCGUCGCCGCCGCCGUCCGCCUCGCCGUCGCCGCCGCCGCCCUCCACCUCGCCGUCGCCACCACCGCCGUCCGCCUCGCCGUCGCCACCACCGCCGUCGGCCUCACCCUCGCCGCCGCCUCCCUCCGCCUCACCGUCGCCGCCGCCGCCGUCCGCCUCGGACCCGCCGUGCUUCCCGAGCUCUGCGACGGCACCCUCGGCUUCGACGUCGUCUCCUCCUUCUCGCUGGCCGACCCGUCCGCCAAGGCGGCCUUCCUCUCGCUCGCCACCGCGACGGCGACGGUCACGCUCACCCCGACGCACAAACUGCCCGCCGGCCCGGCAAAGGCGCUCAAGCAGGCGUCCGAGGUUGCCAUCGGAGAGACGAUCUGGCUCGCGUCGCCGGCCGCGGGCGCGCUCGGGCCCGUCCUCAAGAUAACCAAGGUCGUGGCCGACGGGCUGCACAGCCCGCUCACCAAGCACGGCGGCUGGCCGGUCGUCGACGGCGUCGCGACCUCGUACAACAGCGCGGCUGUCGUCGCGCGCAACAAGUACCUCGUCCCGCUCGUGGAGGCGGUCUGCCCCUCCCUCGGCCGCCUCGUCGUGGCGGCCGUGAACCCCAAGCCGAUGCACUACAUCGAUGGCGAGGUGGUCGAGCCAAUCUUUCCCUCGAGGCCCAGCAAAGAGGUGGAAGAUGAAGGCUUGCUCAAUCUCAUCAGCCUGUUUGCACCAAUCGCCAAGGUUAUAUCGCCGCGGGAGCUCAUGAACAGGGAUUGA